Molecule: messenger RNA, 1473 nt
Organism: Gallus gallus (chicken)
Lineage: Eukaryota; Metazoa; Chordata; Aves; Galliformes; Phasianidae
Gene: QDPR
Product: quinoid dihydropteridine reductase
Exons: 7
Coding region: 48-764 (238 amino acids)
Biological process (GO): tetrahydrobiopterin biosynthetic process; L-phenylalanine catabolic process
Cellular component (GO): cytoplasm
Molecular function (GO): NADH binding; 6,7-dihydropteridine reductase activity; NADPH binding
Source: RefSeq, marked provisional
GCCGAGCGGGAGCGGUGCAGGCGAGCGGCAGGUUGUGAGCAGCGAGCAUGGCUGCGGCCGGCAGGGUGCUGGUGUACGGCGGGAGAGGGGCCCUGGGGUCCCAGUGCGUGCAGUACUUCAAGUCCAGGAACUGGUGGGUCGCCAGCAUCGACCUGGCCGAGAACGAGGAGGCCAGCGCCAGCGUGGUGGUGAGAGCAACUGAGUCCUUCACCGAGCAGGCCGAGCAGGUGACAGCAGAGAUUGGAAAGCUGCUUGGUGAAGAGAAGGUGGAUGCGAUCUUAUGUGUAGCAGGAGGAUGGGCUGGAGGCAGUGCCAAAGCUAAAUCUUUGUACAAAAACUGUGAUCUGAUGUGGAAACAAAGCGUUUGGACAUCCACUAUUUCCAGUCACCUGGCCACAAAGCAUCUGAAAGAAGGAGGUCUCUUGACUUUGACAGGUGCUCAAGCUGCUUUAUCUGGAACUCCAGGGAUGGUUGGCUAUGGCAUGGCUAAAGGAGCAGUGCACCAGCUGUGUCAGAGUUUGGCUGGUGCCAAUAGCGGCUUGCCAUCUGGCUCUGCUGCUGUUGCUAUUUUACCAGUUACCUUGGAUACACCAGCGAACAGGAAAUCAAUGCCUGAUGCAGAUUUCAGCUCUUGGACAUCCUUAGAAUUCAUUGCUGAAACCUUUUAUGACUGGAUAACAGGAAAGAAUCGACCAAACUCAGGGAGUCUAAUCCAGGUGAUAACUGCAGGAGGGAAGACUGAACUAGUUCCAGCACAUCUUUGAUGUCGGAUGCCUAAGACGGUGGAACUUCAGCAAAGGAGAAGCUGUGGAAAGUCUGUCUGCCAGCAUAAUUUGAGUGGUCGUCUGUAUCCAGUGAUUGUAACGAUGUCAUUAUUGGAAUCAAAUUUCAAGUAGUAUUUCUGUGCUGUCUGUUGUGAGUUAUCUGCGUUUAUUUACCAGAAAGUAUCAUGCAUUUGUCUCUAAAUGGAAGCUGCAGGCUUUGGAGUCUGUAGAUGUCCUAAAUCCUAGCAUUAUAUGGUGACAUGCUUGUUUUCUCUGAAAUGGGAAUUGCAUUAAUGUUGUGUAAUCUCAUAUGUAAUGAUUGGAUACCUUUCUCAGUCACUGUUUCUAGCAGCUUACCAAGAAUCUUUCAGUUGUCUUUUUUCUUCUUUCUCUGUCUGGGAACAUAGCUCUACCCCUGCUAUUAUGUUGGCUGUAAUUAUAGGAAACACUGUGAUCGUAUGUCCUAGUCUUCUAACACUUCUUGUGUAUGUUCUGCAGGAGUUAGUGGAACUGUAUAGUGAUUAAUAACUUGAGAAGGAGUUCCUAAUUUGCCUUACAGUUUAUGAACUGCUAUCAGGCCUACAGUUGUAGGAUAAAAUAGCAGUUUUGCCAAAUGCCUUUGUGUUAGUACAGAAACACUAGGAAAAAGCAUACACUUCUAUUUGAACAUGAAUAUUUUGUGCUAAAUAAAUGUAUAUUGUUUUACAUA